Molecule: messenger RNA, 888 nt
Organism: Enterobius vermicularis (human pinworm)
Lineage: Eukaryota; Metazoa; Nematoda; Chromadorea; Rhabditida; Oxyuridae
Source: the annotation of a GenBank genome assembly
AUGGCAAGAAAUGCUUCAAUAUCUUGGGCCGUUGCGUGUUUGAGCUUUACCACUGGUGGCUUGAUACUGAUAUGGGUUUUCAAUAAUAAUGGUGUCGACGCAGACCAAGAUCACCGUGAAUUUUCGGACUCAAUGAUUCGAAUAAUCUUUGGAGCUUUUUCAUUUUUUUUAUCAGCAUUUAAAACCUUUCGUAAAUGCAAUGUUUGGUGGUUAAGUUUCUCAUGGUUUUACCUUGGUAUAACUACAAGUUUCAUGCUCGGAGUAUAUCCAACAACAUUAAUAUUUACCGAAUCAUUGAGCAAAUCGACAGUCCUGAUAUCGUUUUAUUCAUUUUCAAUCAGUGUUGGCGAACUGUCAAUCGCUGUUAUCAUUUCAAUAGCAUCGAACAAGUACGAAAACUUUGGUCGUGUUCCAACUGCAGUUAUUGGAUUUGCGAUCCAUCUCCUUGUAUUUACUUUAGUCUUAUUGUCAACUCCUCGGUAUUCUUCUUUACGCCCAAACAACGAUGGUGGAUUAUUAUUCAAUCCAAAUCUGUAUACAUCACUGCUAUGCGGUUACUGUAUGGGAGUAGCUGACGGUUGUUGGAAUACUAUCAGAUGUUGUAUAAUACCGCUGUUACUGGCAGACAGUCGAGCUGAAGGAUUUUCUAUCUCUAAGGCAUUCCAGUCUCUGGCAUCUUUUGUGGUAUUUUUUCUCUCUCCCAUUAUCGAUAUCUACGCCCAUGUUGCUAUUCUUCUGCUCUUUAACAUUCUUGCGACUGCAACAUUUAUUAUUGCUUCAGUUCAAGACGACAGAAAGAAAAGGAGAAUAUAUGGGCCGAAAAUUUCGCAUGUAAGUGCAAAUGCAAUUGAUCUCUGUGCAUUAGAAAACAAGUUAGAAUCUUGUUAA